UCAUAAACAGUUUACAUAUCUUUGGUAAAGAAGACUUUACAUAUUUCCACUUUCAAGUGCAAUUAUUUGGCAAAACCGCAAAACGGUUUGCCCAAGAUCUAGAUCCCAGCAUGCCCAUCUACGAAAGCGUUAUGCAGGAGAAGCCUCCUAUCGUUCUGGAAAUUGGUACCGCCUACACAAAGCUGGGCUUUGCGGCCGAGCCGUCUCCGAGGAAGAUCGUGCGCACAGAGGUUGUCCUGACCACGACGGGAUGCACCAAGCGGCUGUUUGACUACGACACGACAGAGCAGCUCUACGACCAGAUCGUCGAUUUCCUCCAGUCCCUUUUCUUCAAGAACCUGCUGGUAAGUCCCAAAGAGCGCAAGUUCGUAGUGGUGGAGAACACUUUCGGCCCCACCCUGUUCAGGGAAAAGCUGGCGAGGGUUCUGUUCGUCCAUUUUGAUGCCUCCUCGGUGCUCUUCGUGCCCGUCCACCUGAUGGCGCUCUCCACGCUGGCCGUGCCCACCGCCUUGGUUGUUGAUAUCGGCUACAGCGAAACUAGUGUCAUGCCCGUCUUCAGCGGCGUACAAAUCAUGUCUGCCUUUAGGGACCAGAGCUACGGAGGCAGGGCCGUUCACGCGGAGAUUAAGCGUCAGUUAAUGGAGACGGGCGUCAAGGAGAGCCUGCUGUCGGAGGGCGUGCUGGAGGAGAUCAAGGUGCGAACAUGUUUUGUGACAACCUUCGAGCGGGCUCAGGAAUAUGCCAAGGGCGGCGAGGAUCUGCCAAAGCCCCCGCCCGCCGUGGAGUUCAUUGUCAGAAGCGAUGACCCAGAUGAUGAGGAGAUGAUCCAGGUGCCUGGCCGCCUAAGGGAGACCGCCUUCGAGGUUAUGUUCGAGGCCAGCAAUGAGAGGGACAGCUUGCCCCAUCUUAUUCUUCGCUCCAUUCUUGACUGCACUGUGGACGUGAGGAAAUCUCUGGUCGAAAGUGUUUUCCUCAUCGGUGGUGGCUCGAUGCAUGCCGGGCUCUUGGCUCGCCUGAAACACGAACUCCAGCACUUGCUGGUCAAAGACUCCUUCUACAAGACGCGCUUUCAUGGGGACUUGCAGUUCAAGUUCUUCCCCGCCGUCGGGCAUCAGAACUUUACGGCCUGGCUGGGCGGAGCCUUGUGCGGCGCCACGGACCAUGUUCAGACCCGUUCCCUGGCCAAAGACACCUAUCUGAAGAACGAGCACGUACCCGACUGGAGCAACCUAUGCGAUAAUCGGCCAACAGGGUCCUAAAGCCGAUAACUACACACCAUACACGCUGUAAAUCUAUUCAAGCACGCACUACCGACAGUUAUUUAUUUAAAUUGGUUGAAAUUGUAUUAUAUAAGCCCAAAGUAUCCUUAUCCUGCAUGUAUAAAUUAUAGAAGAUACAAUUUUAUAAAAAAUUAAUAAAAUUAAGCUUAACUAACUCUGUGGAA
Drosophila ananassae is the source of this 1444-nucleotide messenger RNA. It is a transcript of the gene Arp10, whose product is annotated as actin-related protein 10. Gene Ontology annotation, biological process: retrograde axonal transport of mitochondrion. NCBI's taxonomy places the organism in Eukaryota, Metazoa, Arthropoda, Insecta, Diptera, Drosophilidae. The transcript has 3 exons. Bases 111 to 1259 code for a protein of 382 amino acids. The record is from RefSeq and is a predicted model, not a curated record.